Molecule: messenger RNA, 1665 nt
Organism: Brassica oleracea var. oleracea
Lineage: Eukaryota; Viridiplantae; Streptophyta; Magnoliopsida; Brassicales; Brassicaceae
Exons: 6
Source: RefSeq, a predicted model, not a curated record
AUGACAGCUUGCGAAGACCAAGGUACUCAGACAGUAGAAAUAUUACCUCCUGGAAAGACGACUCUAGGCUGCAAAUGGGUUUUUCGCUUGAAAUUCAAUGCUGAUGGUACACUCUCCCGUUACAAAGCCAGAUUUGUUGUUCUUGAAAACGAUCAAACCGAAGGUGUUGAUUAUAAUGAAACCUUUGCCCCGGUGGCGAAGAUGGUAACUAUUCGAGCAUUUUUUCAGCAGGUUGUUUCUCUUGAUUGGGAAGUCCAUCAAACAGAUGUCCAUAAUGCUUUUCUCCAUGCUGAUCUUGAUGAGGAAGUAUAUAUGCAACUUCCAUCGGGUUUCAGAACUGAUGACAAAUCCAAGAAAUUAUCCAUCUGCAGACAGGAAGGUCAAGCCGUUAUUGACUACUUAGGACGUCUGUCAAAGCUAUGGGAGGAACUAGACAUGUAUACACUGCUUCCUUCAUGUACGUGUAAUGCAACUGCAGAGUUUGAGAAGGAUAGAGAAGAGGAGAAUAUACACCAAUCUUUCAUGGGUUUGGAUCAAACUCGUUUUGGAGGAAUGUGUCAAGGAAUCAUAUCUUCUGAUUUGAUACUUGACAUCAGAGAAAUAUACUCAAAGGUGGCCAGAGAAGAGCAACGCCUCACCUCGAUUAGAGAACAUGAAACACAACAGAAUGAUGUGGGCUUCGACGCUAAGAAGGAUUUUUCGGUUCAAUCUCGGCUACCGUCGAAUUGGGAUCGGUACGAUGAUGAACUCAAUCCCGGUUCGGAAAAUGCGUCUGGGGAUUUGUUGUCGACAAGUAGAAGUAGUCAACCUGCGGAUGCAAAUGUGCCGAAAAGCAAAGGAGCAGAUUAUAUGCAUUUGAUAUCUGAAGCUCAAGCUGAGUCGUCUCACUCAAAGAUUCUCUAGAUGAUCUUGUUUAGUUACUUUGUCUUUGUCUGUGUACAAGUCUUUGCAGAUGAGUUUAGUCGGGUGGUUGGAUCUAUGAUCUCGGCAAGAGGGGAAGGUAUACUUUCAUGGAUGGAAGAUGACAACUUUGUUGUUGUGGAAGAAGAAGAUGGAUCAGCUUCUUACGUGAAGCCCGGAUUCCUCUCUUUGGAUUUGUAUGCGUUGGAGAAAAUGCUAGAGAAAGUGGAUGUGCAUGAGAGACUUUACAUUCACGCUGAUCUUUUGCCUCCCGAGAUGCGUACAGCUCCAUCAAAAAUGAGCCGAGAUAAAGAACCCUGUCAUUCACACGCUAUUCCAGUGGAAAGAUCGACUGCACAAGGAGAAUCAUCAGGCUUGGAGGCUGACUCUCUGGAUCAAGUCAAGGACAUACCAAUACUCAGAGAGAAAUCUUCAGCAACUGAAGCUGAUCUAGAUUUUCUUCUCAACUCCUUUAGUGAGGAGCCUAACCCACUGGCCAGCGCCUCCAAUCAGAAGCCUUGUGUACAAAGAUCUUCAGCUUUUGAAACUGAGCUGGACUCUCUUCUCAACUCUCAUGGUGGUUCAGAACCACCUAAACCAUCUCAUCAAAAGCUUAACACGACGGGCUUUGGUGACGUGCUUGAUGAUUUGCUCGAGAGUACUUCAUUAUCAACCAAACCACAGGGGAACCAGACCUCUUCGUCGUCGACUGUUGGAAAAUCCAAAGUUUUAGAUGAGUUUGAUUCUUGGUUAGAUACGAUUUGA